Molecule: messenger RNA, 6390 nt
Organism: Metopolophium dirhodum (rose-grain aphid)
Lineage: Eukaryota; Metazoa; Arthropoda; Insecta; Hemiptera; Aphididae
Product: serine/threonine-protein kinase SIK3-like
Exons: 21
Coding region: 1901-4930 (1009 amino acids)
Biological process (GO): microtubule cytoskeleton organization; protein phosphorylation; intracellular signal transduction
Cellular component (GO): cytoplasm
Molecular function (GO): tau-protein kinase activity; protein serine/threonine kinase activity; ATP binding
Source: RefSeq, a predicted model, not a curated record
CCCUUACCCUGCCGAUCAUCAUAUAAAACUGUAUCUAGUUCCUCGCUUUUCAUUGGUUGUCAUCAUCAAUAUAUAUAUACAUAGUGCAUUAUGAGGCGAACUGGAUACAAUGAACUGCGCAAACUCUGACGGUAUUCAGUUCGUUGCCAUCAUACCUUGUUGUUUUAUCAUGGUAGGUAUCUGUGCCGGUCGACGGGGACGUCACGUCACCACCGACGACGCAUCACGACGCCGUUCAUUACCACUGCAAUUAUACCGUGCAUCAACCAUGGUAUAAUCGGAGGUGUUGCGCGGGUGUGGACUGCGGAGUUGGAUUUUGUUUGUUCCCAGCUUAAGAUAUUAUCUUAAAUCGUGGUUUUCACCGACGACGCGUCGACCGCUGCCGUCGCCACCACUACCACCACCUGCCACUGCUUCAACCAGCCAUAAUUAUCAUGUUUUUGUUUUACAGAUUACGUCGACGUAUGGCAUAGUUUUCGUCUACUCCCCACCCCCCCUACAUACUCGAUCAUCGUACGAGUUGAAUUACUUCAUACUUGAAUUUAUUAUAGGACACGACAUUGCGAUGUGCGCGUGCACGUGUACCGAAAACGCGUCGUUGUCGCAAUAUUAAAAUGAUUGUCAUAUUGCCGACUUUGAACGCGCGACGACGACGACAUCUCGGGUAUUUGAAUUUUAUCUCUGUUUAUUCGGAGUCAUGGGCAAGAGGGAGUGAGAGAGAAAUGACGAGCCGUUCCCUGGUUGGAUGUGGGAGCGGGAAAGAAUGAGAGAAUGAAAAAUAAUAAAAAUAUAUCUCGUUUGACAGUGACGGGCUUGGCCAUACUGACUCGAACUCGACUACUCGAGUGACCGUCGGAGACGACGAUAAAAAAAUAAACUUUAACCGAGGACGAGGUCUCAGCCGUUCGCCGCCCACCGACUUUGCAUGUCGUGCAUUGCAUCCGAUUAUUAAACAUUCGCAGGACGGCACCACAAUAACACCUUUCUAUACCUAUGAUUUAUAUUUUAUGAUAAUCUGUACAUGUCAUAUUAUUAUAUGUGUAAUGCAGUAUCAUAAUAAUAUUAUAUUUUAUUAUUGUACAUAAUAAUUAAUAACAAACACAAAUAAUAAUAAUAAUAAUAAUAAUAAUAAUAAUACUGUCGAGUGCGACGGCCGACGAGUGUUUUUGUUUUCAUUCGUUGUUGGCUCGGGGAAUGCACACCGUCUGAUUAAUAUUGCGCGCAUGAAAAACAAUCAGUGAGAAUAGAGAAAAAAAAACAUUAACAAAAAAUUCGCAACCACAGCAGAAAUCGCGUAUCGUUAUUGUAACAUUAUUAUUAUUAUUAUUAUUAUUAUUAUUCAUUAUUAUUAACGGCGACACAAUUUGGUUGGAAUAGGUAUUGUAGUUGUGUAAUUCGCAGCCGCUGUUGUAGUUCUCUCGUCGACGAUAUUAAUAUUAUAAUAUAAAUAUUAUGUAAGCCCUCGGCGGGCCCGCGUAAAACCAAAGUCUGACGAGCGCCCUCGUCGUCCCCUCCCCCGGCCCUCCUGCCGACCGCCCAACCGCCCACCAACCCACCCACCCACCGCCGACGAAAGCCCGACAACUUGUCGUCCACACGGUGUCGCGCGCGCCGCCGUCAGUUACUCAGUUGCCCAAAAGGUCGAGUCCGGUAUGGUGACGGUUACCGCCACUACAGACUACAGUAAGUGGUCGUUACCAUCGACGUCUUGUCCGUGCCAACGUCGUUAUAUUACGUUCGCUGCUAUUGUUGUUACCGCUGUUACUCGUUACACGGCCAUGUAGUUGUGGUAUAGGUUGGCUGACACUCCGUCCGGACGUUAAAUAGCAAUAAAUCUGUCGACGAUAGUCAACAAAUCGUAAAUAAACCUAGGUAUCUUUAGUUAAGCUAUGCAAACACCAUGGCUCGUGUGCCACCACAUCCAUCAGCCGGACACAACAACCCAUUGGUCAACCGUCUGGUCCGUGUUGGAUACUAUGAGCUGGAAAAGACCAUUGGCAAAGGCAACUUCGCUGUUGUCAAGCUGGCCAAACAUGUUGUCACAAACUCCAAGGUUGCCAUUAAAAUAAUUGACAAGACACAAUUAAAUGAGGAUAAUUUGAAAAAAAUAUUUAGGGAAAUUCAAAUUAUGUCAAAACUUAAUCAUCCACAUAUAGUGAGAUUAUUUCAGGUUAUGGAAACUGAAAAAAUGAUUUAUUUGGUAACAGAAUAUGCUGCCGGAGGAGAAAUUUUUGAUUUUCUGGUAAAAAAAGGAAGAAUGGAUGAACCUGCUGCUUGUCAUAUUUUUAAACAAAUUGUUGAAGCUGUUAGCUAUUGCCAUAAUAAAAAUAUAGUUCAUAGAGAUUUAAAAGCAGAAAAUUUGCUUUUAGAUGCUGAUAACAACAUCAAACUUGCAGAUUUUGGAUUUAGCAAUCAUUUUUAUGAAGGAAAAUUACUUUCUACUUGGUGUGGUUCUCCUCCUUAUGCAGCACCAGAAUUAUUUCAAGGGCAAGAAUAUGAUGGACCAAAAGCUGAUAUUUGGAGUUUGGGUGUAGUACUGUAUGUAUUGGUUUGUGGUUCUCUUCCGUUUGAUGGAAACACUCUAAAAGUACUUCGUGCUAAUGUUCUUUCUGGAAUGUUUCGUGUGCCAUAUUUCAUGUCGGCUGCAUGUGAACAUUUAAUACGACAUAUGUUAGUCAUUGAGCCUGAAAAGAGACUAAGUCUGAAACAAAUAGAGUCUCAUAAAUGGAUUAAACAGUUGUCUGAACCAAUUACUAAAAGAUUAAUAGUAGAUGUAAACCCAAUGAUGAAUACAGCUGUAAUAGAACUUAUGUUACAGUUACCUGGUCUAGAUAAAGAUAUGAUUGUUAAUUCUGUUCAGCAAAAGAAAUUUGAUCAUGUCAGUGCAAUUUACCAUUUAUUGGUUGACAAAUUAGAUACAACUGUUAAUCAAAGCAACACUACUAAUCAAUCAUUAGUUAAUGAAACUGAUAUAAAUGGAUCUGUUAACAUCAAUUCAAAUCUAAUUGAAAAUUUACCAUUAUAUUCAAUGUCACUUUAUGCUCAAGAUGGUUCAAUUUAUGAUAGUCAGCAAUUAGAAAAGUAUGGUGAUGUUGAUAUUGGAGAAUCUGCUAGUUCAAAUAAGACUCAAGAUAAUCAUCCAGUGACUACUCGUCGUCAUACCGUUGGUCCAGGAAAUGGCUUGAUGACUCAAGUGAUGGAAUCACAUUAUAUAACACACCUUCAAACUGGACGUAAUGUAAAUGUUUUGCCAAAUACAAAUUUACCUUUGAAUAUUCCAUUAGUUGAAUUUCAAUCUCCCAAAAAUUUUACAAUUAAAGAUCAACAUUUAUUAAAACCACCACAAGUUAUGGGAGAAAAUAACAACUUUGGUAGACGUGCAUCAGAUGGUGGUGCAAAUUUACAAAUAUCACAAAAAAUGAAUUGUACAUUUAGUGAACCAAGCAGCAAAGAAGAUUUAAAAAAACAAGCAAAAAUUGAUCCCAAUGAUUUGAGAAAUGCAAUAAUUGAUCAAUCAAGUAAAGGAAAUUUAUUGUCUGAAGAUAAUGUUGCAUCAGCCAGUUCUAGCCGUUUUACCAAAGUAAUGUGCAAUACCUCUAGACAUGGAAUGGGUAAUAAAGAAGAAGCUCAGACCCAACAAACCAAUUUACAAAAUACACGAACUAGACGUAGUGGUGUAUCAACUGUAAUGGAUAGACCCCCAGUCAUUAGUCCUGAAGUGGUGCGUGAAGUAGAAGCACGUAUGAAUCGAGAGUAUGUACCACCACCAUUACCAAUGGUCAGCACUUCUAGACAUAGUCACCGUAUAUCUCAGGUUUCAGUUUUACCAACAGUACAAGAACUGCAUAGACAUUCAGGCCGAGAAAGUUUAAAAGAUGUUAGUGGUUAUUUGCCAUCUGAACGAUAUAGUCCAGUACGAAGAACAAGUGAACCAGUUGUUACAUCUAGUGAACAACUAGAGCAACCUAAUAUACGUAAUAUCCAACAGGAACAUAUUCAACUUCAACAAAAAUUGAGUGAAAACACAUUGGAUACCUGGGAUCAUGCUGAGUUACAAAUGCUUCAUACAUAUCAUUUACAAAGUUUGCAAACAUUAGUAGAUCAAACUUCAUUUAUAAAUACAACUUCAUCUAAUCAUCAGGGUAAUUCAAAUAUUCUUAGCCAACAUUUGCAAAAUUUGAAUUUACAUCAAACACCAUUAGUUAAUGUUCCACAAACCCAAGGUUCAAUUACUCAAGGUACACCAAAUAUAAUCUCCAAUCAUCAAAUUCCAGUUCCAUUGGACUUACGAACGAAUAAUAAAAUAAAUCCUCAACCAACUAUUGUAGUAGAAGAUAAAACAAUAGAAAUUUGUGAAGAAAAACUUCUUCCAAAUCCAGAAAUAUCUCUUAUGGUAACUAAUGAAGAAGGUGGUAUGAUGGAAGUAGACUCAUUACUGACAAAUUCGGUGAAUUCUGUGAAUACAGGUAAUACUUUACUAAAAAAGUCAAGUACUGAUCAACCACUUUCAGCUAUACAUGAUGGUUAUGAAGAAAUCAAUGAUAUGACUGCUGAUAGAAAUAAUAUUAUAACUGAUAUGGACUCUUCAACUUGUUUGAAAACUGCUCCACUUUUUUCUGACUAUAUUCUAAAAAGAACUGCUAGUGAUGCAUUUGUUGUGGACUUGUCUGAUUUCUAUUCAAAUUACACUUCUGGUAAUAUACUCAACAUUGUCAAAUAUUUGAUAUCAUCCAACAUUCGGGUAUGGCCUGUGCUAGAUAGACAGAAUGUGUUGCAAUUUCCAACAGGGUUGCAAAUUGAACUGGAAGUGUGUUCAAACGACACAGGUGCCAAUUCGUAUUUAAAAAUUCAACGACUCUCUGGAGAUUCAACUGAGUACAAUAACAUUUGUCAUAGGCUGGUCGAAGACUAUUUACCUUGUAAUGAAUAAUAUUAUUAAUCAUUAUAUUACUUUUAAUCUUUUCAUGGCUGUGCUACUUUUGUGAAUGCAAUUAAUUAAUAUUAGUCAUUAGUUUUAAUAAGCAUCUUUCGUUAUUAGAAUUUAUACACAAAGCCCUUAAUCAUGCAGUUGUGAAUUAUAACUAAUCAUCUUUAUCUUAUAUGGACUGAUUUCAAUAUAAAUUAUAUAUUUUACCAAACUCUUAUUUGAGAUUUUCAUUUAAAUAAUUAUAUUUUAUAAAUUUUUUAAUUAAAUGUGCGUUUGUAAAGUGGCAGCACAAAAUGUAUUCCAUUUGUACUAUUCCAAUGACCAUGUAAUCAAAUAUAUUGUAUAUUUGCUAAUAAUAUGUGAAUGUUGUUAUUCUAUAUUUAUUUCCAAUUGUUAAAAUAAUUUUAUAAUAUUGUUAACUUGUUUUUUUCUAAAUUUAUACAUAUAUGUCUUAGAGCAACUGACAGUAAAAUAAAUGCAUAUUAGAAUAGGAUAUUUCAUAGUUAUAGCAAAUAUUUUUUUAGAAUAAUUAAUCAAGUCUUGAUCAAAACCGUAUUAUACUCGCAAUAAAUGUUAUCAAAUUUCAUAACUCAAUCAGUUCAGAAGUCUUAAACUAACCAAGGAGCUACUAAAACUUUUAUAUAUUAUUAUUAAUAUUUAAUAAUAAUAAAAAAGUUAAAUAUCUAUUUGGUAUUUUAAAUGUUACUUCUGGGCUGUACGAAUAUUUUUAAUACUCUAAUAUUGAUUCGUUGGUAUUUGUUUGUUAUUACUUUUUUACUUUUUUAUUUUUUUUUUAUUUAAAAAAAAAAUGUUUAUUGUGAUCUUUUUAUUGUUAUAUUAAUAUUAUUAUAUUUUUUUUCCACAGUCUACUGUGAUCUGUGAACCAUGUUUACCACCAUUGGCUAUUAUUAAUAACCUUACCUUAUUCUAACUUUAAUAGUUUACAUUGCUGUAUAGUCUAUAUAUAUAUAUAUUUAUAUAAUAUAUAUAUGUGCUCAAUAUCAAUGUUGUGUACAUGUUAUUUGUUGUUAUUAUUAUUAUUAUUAUUAUUAUUUUUUUUUUUGUGUUUGUAUUACAAUGUUAUAAAUUGAACACUAAACUUCUAAGCUCAAUGUCAAUGUUGUGGACAUGUUAAUUGUUAUUAUCUAUACAUUCCAAUAUGUAAGUAUAGAAUAUUGUGAUAGACUAAUCAAUACUACAUUUUAUUUUAUUUUUUGUUUAAUUUAAAUGCAUUUGGCAAUGCACUCUUGUUUAGAAAAAUGUAAAAAUGUUAUGCCAUUAUAUAUAUUUUAUAUAUAUAUAUACAUUUAAAAUGUACCAUUAUAAUUUUAAUAUUAAUAUGUUUAUAACCAUAUAUUAAAUGGAAGACAAUAUACAAAAAUAAAUUAUCAACCAAUAAAUGGAUGAAUGUUAACAAUAGAAUUAUUCAUUAACCAUAUGUUAAUAUUUUAUUUUUUUAUUAU